AUGGCCAUAGGCAUCGGCCUGGCCGCCUGCGGCGUAUCUUCUGUAUUUUUUGGUUCGAUGUUCGUACCGAUCCGAAGAUACGAUGCUGGAGAUGGAAUGUUUGCUCAAUGGGUAAUGUCUACCGCAAUUUUGAUGAUUGGCUUCAUCGUCUUCUGUCUUCAAGGAUUUCCCGGUUUCUACCCAUUGGCAAUGUUGGGCGGAGCGUUCUGGUCCAUCGGUAAUUCCACAGCGAUUCCGAUCAUCUCCAGGCUCGGGAUGACCGUCGGUAUACUUAUAUGGAACACAACGAAUUGCCUAACAGGAUGGGCUGGUGGGAGGUUUGGCCUCUUUGGCAUGAAAGCCAAUCCACCUGCUAGCCAAAUCCUGAAUUAUGGUGGAUUGGUUUGUGUAAUUAUAGGAGGAAUCCUGUUCUCUAGAGUCAAGAGUGAGACCAACGCGAACGAAAUGGAGGAUGGCAUUCCAACCACAGUGAAAGAAACGGUCAAAGUGAGCCAUAUUUCAGUUAACUAUCCAUCGUACUUUUUGGCUACAGAAAGGAACACGUUUGAAUCUCUUUUGGAAGGUAGUCCACCUACAUACUGCUCUUCAGUUUGUACUGCUUCUGUUUUCAGAGGUAUCGCUAUGUCUCUGGCAGCCGGUGUUUUUUACGGCAUGACAUUUGUGCCGGUCAUCUACAUGAUUGAUAAUCCGGACAAAUUUCCUGGUUACCCAGAUGAUGGACUGUCCUACGUGUUUUCUCACUACUUCGGGAUCUUCCUUACCUCAACUAUCAUGUUCAUCGGCUAUGCUAUGAUGAAACGUAACCACCCACUGGUUCCAUCAUUCAUCGUUCUGCCAUCACUCCUUGCCGGAAUAUUGUGGGCAAUUGCUCAGUCGUCAUUCUUUGUCGCUAAUCAACAUCUUUCACAAGCCGUUACAUUUCCCAUCAUCACAAUGCUUCCUGGAUGUAUCGCUUCUGCUUGGAGUAUACUCUACUUCCGUGAAAUCAAGGUAUACGAGAUUAAAGUUAGCUCCAAUACAUUCGUUUGA
Molecule: messenger RNA, 1029 nt
Organism: Haemonchus placei
Lineage: Eukaryota; Metazoa; Nematoda; Chromadorea; Rhabditida; Trichostrongylidae
Source: the annotation of a GenBank genome assembly